Molecule: messenger RNA, 1486 nt
Organism: Sorghum bicolor (sorghum)
Lineage: Eukaryota; Viridiplantae; Streptophyta; Magnoliopsida; Poales; Poaceae
Exons: 1
Coding region: 202-1056 (284 amino acids)
Source: RefSeq, a predicted model, not a curated record
CCAUCCAGCAGCAGAGAAGAAGCACCUUCUAGUCUUCUUCUACCUCACAUUGUUGCCAUCAUCCCACCAUGCAAUUUACCACAACAUUCAUGUCCUCCUCCUCCUCCUCCUCCUCCUCUCUCUCUAGAGACUAAACCUCAGAAGGCCAGAAAACCCAAUAAACACAAACAAUACAAAGACGACGUCUUUGGGAGUUGGAAUAUGGACGACCAUGGCAGCAGCCACCCAUUGCUGCAGUCCCCAGCGGCCACCACGCUCGCCUACGCAUGGGGCUACCAGCAGCACCCCACCAGCGCUCCAUUCGACGAGCAUCAUCCUCAGCUGGCGGACACCGGCGCCGCCGGCGACCACCACCAGCAGCUGGACGCGCCGGAGCUCCGUCGCGCGCUGGUCCGCGCGCUGGCCGAGCUCCACGCGUCGCGCGCCGCGCACCAGGCGGAGCUCCGGCGCGUGGAGUCCGAGGCCGCGCGUCUCGCCGCGCUCGUGUCGUCCGCGGCCGCCGAGCGCGACGAGCUCCGCCGCCACUGCCACUCCCUCCUGCUUCUCCUCCACCACCAGGCCCAGGCCCAGCCGCCGCCGCCACAUACUCCGAGCCUCCACGCUGCUAGCGUCCUGUCGGCCGGAGGAGGAGGCGGCGGCGGCUGUACGAAUGCUGCCGCGGUCAUGAUGAACAACGAGAACGCGCCGGACGCCGCCGCCGCCUGCGCCGACGAGACGACGACGGAGCUGGAAAUGGCGCUGGCGCGUCGGCUGCCAGAGAAAGGCCGUCUAGUGGAGGCCGUGGUGUCGGCGGGGCCGCUACUUCAGACGCUCCUCCUCGCCGGCCCGCUCCCGCGGUGGCGGCACCCGCCACCGCCCGCGCCGGCCGACAUCCCGCCGUUCAACCCCGGGCGACACAGCAGCCCUCUCAUGGCCGACGCGUCCAACAACUCCUUCUCGUCGGCGUCGGCGGGGUCGUCGUCUCCCGAGAGCAACUGCAGCGGCGGUGGGCCUCCGCCGCCGCCGCCGGUGGCGCACGCGCUUCCUUCGUUUCACAUGAGCCCUUUCUGCAUGUAGUAGCUGCAUGCACCUGCACUGCAUGAGCUAGCAAUGCAAUAAGGGGCUUAAUGUAAUUGUCAUUAGUGCUAAAUUAAUUGCCCAAUAAUAUGACACGUGGCUCUCUCUUAAAUUGUUUGUAAUCUCAAAGGUCCAAGUGGAUCUCUUAGCUUUUGGGUGAUUAUAGUAAGUGCAUCUGCCGGCUUUAUUUGUCUGAUGAAAAAAGUGGGCAAAUAAAGGCGAUUAGGCCGGGGGCAUGCAUGCUACACUGCAGCCUGCAGGCACACAUGCAUGCAUGCCACUGAUCAGUAGAUGAUCAGUGCAGCAGCUAGCUAGCUAGUGUGCAGUAGUGUCGUGUAAUUUGUGAGAUUGUUGGUUCAUGUAUAAGCAUAGAGUUGUUACAUCCUAAUUAAUUACUAGUUUUAUUGUGUGCAAAUAACCGUAUUGAUAA